CUCGGCCAGCGGCGCGGCUGUGUGGAAUAACGCUGACCGCCAUGCCUCGCGUUUAUAUCGGCCGUUUGAGUUAUCACGUCCGUGAGAAGGACAUACAGCGGUUUUUCAGUGGAUAUGGAAAACUGCUGGAAGUCGACCUGAAAAAUGGUUACGGCUUCGUGGAGUUUGAGGACACGCGCGAUGCGGACGACGCCGUGUACGAGCUGAACGGGAAGGAGCUGUGUGGCGAGAGGGUGAUGGUGGAACAUGCGAGAGGACCUCGGCGUGACCGGGAUGGAUACGGAGGAGGAGGGGGAGGAGGUGGUGGAGGAGGAGGAGGAGGUUAUUAUGGAGGCGGCCGCAGUGGCUACAGCAGCAGGAGUCGCUCGGGUCGAGAUAAAUACGGCCCUCCGGUCCGCACCGAGUACCGGCUCAUCGUGGAGAACCUCUCCAGCCGCUGCAGCUGGCAGGACCUCAAGGACUUCAUGCGGCAGGCGGGUGAGGUGACAUACGCAGAUGCCCAUAAGGAGCGCGCCAACGAGGGCGUGAUCGAGUUUCGCUCUCACUCAGACAUGCGCAGGGCUCUGGAGAAACUGGACGGAACCGACAUCAACGGGAGGAAGAUCCGGCUGAUCGAGGACAAACUGCGCCGCCGCCGCUCGUACUCCGGGAGUCGCUCCAGGUCCCGCAGUCGCCGGCGUUCCCGCAGCAGGAGCCGCCGCAGCAGCCGAUCCCGAAGCAACUCCAGGUCUCGCUCAAGGUCUCGUUCCCGGCGGCGCCGCUCUCGCUCCAGAUCCCAUCACAAGUCCCGUUCCAGGUCGGGUCGCAAGUCCCGCUCCAAAUCUCCCUCCAGCAAAUCUCGCUCUCGCACGCAGAAAUCCCGCAGCAGGUCUCGCUCUCGCUCCGGCGACCGCCAGUCGCGCUCCAAGAGCACUUCCAAAGUGAAGUCGGAGCGCGGCUCGCGCGGCCGAUCGAAAGAGAAAUCCACGAGUAAGAAAUCACGUAGCCGCUCGGCGUCGCCCGCCGAGAACGGAAACGAGGAGCAGCGAGCCAAAUCCGCCUCACGCUCGCCGUCUCCUCCGGCCCAGAAGAGCGGCUCGAAAUCUCCCGAGCGUCGCUCGCGCUCCAAAUCCGGCUCGCGCUCUAAAUCCAGAUCCCGGUCCAGAUCCGCCUCCCAGGACUGAACCACGCUCGUUAAAGCGUGGUUAAAUUUCCGAACCGCACAUCGUGACCCGGCUCUUUAAUCGAUUCCCGCCGGCUAGAGUAGAUGUUUUAUACGUGGCAUGAGCAGAAACGAGCAGAAUUAUGGAUCAUCAUCAUCAUCUUUGUUCUGUGUGCAAAUGAACAUAGAAUUAUUAUUAUUGACUGACCUUUCCAUGACCUGUGACUUGGAUCUCUCCGCGUGUCUCAUAUUCCCGAGUCGGUUCAGGAGAAGACGUCGGCUAACGAGAAGCUAGCGAAGACGAGCUGUUGUGUGUUUGUGGUUCUGUGAUGUUCGUCAUUUAAACCCAGUUUCAAUCAUGAUCAUAAAGUUUAAACGUCCGCUGUUCACAUUUACAACUUCUCAAAUCAUUUCAGUCCAUUUUUAUUGUACCUUUUAUUAAAAGUCCUCAUUAAUACGCU
Molecule: messenger RNA, 1602 nt
Organism: Ictalurus furcatus (blue catfish)
Lineage: Eukaryota; Metazoa; Chordata; Actinopteri; Siluriformes; Ictaluridae
Gene: srsf6a
Product: serine and arginine rich splicing factor 6a
Exons: 6
Coding region: 42-1163 (373 amino acids)
Biological process (GO): mRNA splice site recognition; alternative mRNA splicing, via spliceosome
Cellular component (GO): ribonucleoprotein complex; nucleus; cytoplasm
Molecular function (GO): mRNA binding
Source: RefSeq, a predicted model, not a curated record